Pyrus x bretschneideri (Chinese white pear) is the source of this 2582-nucleotide messenger RNA. RefSeq lists its product as uncharacterized. The transcript has 6 exons. The record is from RefSeq and is a predicted model, not a curated record. NCBI's taxonomy places the organism in Eukaryota, Viridiplantae, Streptophyta, Magnoliopsida, Rosales, Rosaceae. Gene Ontology annotation, molecular function: protein binding. Bases 49 to 2292 code for a protein of 747 amino acids.
UAAACCGAAAACCGCCACAUUAAACUCGCCAAGCUAGCUAGUACUCCGAUGGCAUCCCAGAUAACGCACACUGGUCAGCCAGAUCAAGACGAGGAAGAGGAUAAUUCAGGCCAAUUUGAAGAUAUUGAAGAGUUGAAAACCCCCUAUCGAUUUGUCUUGGAGGAUAAAUGGGACGAGGUGAAGGAAUACUAUAAGCAGAAUCCGAGAAUGUUGCACCGCCAAAUGACGCUGCAGGGGGACAAUGUACUUCACCUUGCCGCUUCUUCUUGCAGCAAAUUACAAUGCAAAGAAGUCCUCGAAUUUUUAGUCGAUAUAUGCGUCAAUGACAGUGACAGCAAUUCAACCGACAAGUACAAGAGAUUGUCCACCCACGACUACAAUAGAUGGUCCUUGAGGGUUCAAAAUAAAGGCGGAAACAAUGCUCUUCACCAGGUGAGUGUGUCCGGUAGUGUGGAAGCGGCUAGGUUCUUGGUGAGGAGGUUCAACGAGCCUAUCGCAGAUCCAAGUAUUCCCAAUCUGAACUACCCUAGUAUUGAUGAUGAAAAGAAACAUAACCCUGCGCGGAAGCUGCUGUGGACUCGGAAUGGUUUAGGAGAAACUCCACUCUACAGAGCGGCUGCUCGCGGUCACAAUGGCUUGGUCAAGUUUUACAUGGAAAAAAAGCCGGACGAUUAUUGGCAGCACUUCCUGAGACAUGACAAAAUGACCGCUCUUCGUAUGGCUGUCAUUGGCCAACAUUUUGAGACUGCUCAUUGGUUGCACAAGAACUUCACUUUACUGGGAGAAAUGCCAGACGAGGAGGGAUUGACAGGCCUUAAAUUGUUAGCCCAUAUGCCAAAGGCCUUUGAGCCACAUUUUCAACAAAGCCAUUGGAAGAUGCUCAUUUAUCAUUGCCUUCCUAAUGGAGAAGAUGUGGAGAUGGAUGGAGAAGAUGUGGAGAUGGAUGACGUGGAGAGCGGCAUGAAGAGCAACCAUCCCCGUCAAUCCAUCUUUCGGAAGAAACUUGCAGUUGUCAUGAAGUCUUACUAUUCGUUACUGGACUCCCUUGAAGGAACAGGAGGCCUUGCUGGCACAAUCUACAGAAUAUGGAAAGACAAGAAAAAUAAAAAUGCACUAAAGAAACUCAUCAAAUCGCUCAUCCUAAGGGACGAUACUUGGCUGGUUACUAGUGAAGAAAACAGCAGGACCAUUUCUCUGGGGUCAUGGAAAGAUCCUGAGAAAGAUGGUGAUGGUGGAGGCAAAACAGGAAAGGCAAUUACAAAAGAAACCAAAUCGGCAUUGAAAGAGACGGCGAUGUUUGAAGUUAACAAAUCUACCCCAUUGUUUAUAGCAACUGUCAAAGGAAAUGUACCCAUUGUGCAGGAGAUACUUGAGAAGCAUCCUCAAGCAGUCGAGCACAUUAACCAUAAGGAACACAACAUUUUGCAUCUGGCCAUUAAGAACCGCCAGAAAGAGAUCCUUAAGCUUAUCGUAAGCAAACCAACUUUGAUGUCGAUGUUGAAUGAAAGGAUAGACCACCAAGGAAACACCCUAUUGCACCAGGCUGCAGAUAGGAGUUACUACUCUAUAUCAUUGACUCAGCAAUUAAUAGGCCCUGCCAUGCAAUUGCAAGAAGAGCUGCACUGGUUUGAGCGUGUAAAAGGGAUAAUACCGCCUCAUUACACCAUUCACCACAACCUUUACAAUCAGACAGCGGACGACUUGUUCAACUAUUGGCAUGACGAACUUUUGGAGGAAGCACAAAAAUGGGUAAAAGACACGGCUCAGUCAUGCUCAACCGUGGCGGUGCUAGUUGCCACUGUAGUCUUUGCAGCUGCCUACACCAUUCCCGGGGGGACUAAUGGCCAAAAUGGCCUUCCUCUUUUCCAGAAUGAUCCUCUCUUUUUGCUCUUCACCUGCAUGGACGUUGUGGCCAUCGCCAGCUCAUUAUCUUCUGUGGCAUUCUUUCUCUCGGUCCUCUCCUCCCCUCUCGAGUACCCACUUUUUGUUAGCAGCAUUCCUAACAAGAUCAUGGCAGGUUUCGUCUUGCUCUUCAUUUCCAUGGCAACAACCAUGCUCGCCUUUGCUGCCACCAUUUUGUUGUUGAUUCGCGUCGAGAAGAAAUGGACCAAGUCUCUACUUUACCCUAUUGCCUUUUUCCCUGUCCCUCUAUUCGGCUUGCUUCAAUUUCCUAUGUAUCAUUCCUUCAAAGUCGUGUUUCAUGAAAUUAAUGCCUGGUUUUUCAAACCCUUACUCGACUUGCUUGGCUUUCCCAAGAAGAGAUCAAUAUGGGGCAAGAGUAAGGCAGAUUGAAUCACACAUACAACACAAUGUGAUGCAGAUUCACAAUCUUGUAACAUAAGUAUUUAUUGUUAUUGUCGUUUGAAUAUUUCGGAUUUUUUUUAUUUUCUCCCCUAUUUUCACAGUGUUAUUGUGUCUUCAUUCACAAGUAAUGGCAAUAAGUGAAGAAUGUCACAAAUUGUAUGUUAAAGAUUGUGUCUUUUGUAUGCUUUUAUUGAUUUGUAAUCAUCAUUUGUGUUUAUAUGUCAUCCUUAAGUAAGUGGUGGAUUUUAUUCAAAAAAAAUAAAAGUAAUUGGUGAAUU